Acaulospora colombiana is the source of this 1626-nucleotide messenger RNA. NCBI's taxonomy places the organism in Eukaryota, Fungi, Glomeromycota, Glomeromycetes, Diversisporales, Acaulosporaceae. The record is from the annotation of a GenBank genome assembly.
ACGACAGAGAAGCUCAAGGCAAUGUCUAACACUGAUGUGAGGCACUGGACGUUUGCAGGUCUCAAACGUGAAGCCGAUGGCAAAUUCAAAGACUCGGAUCUCGCCAAGAUUCUCAUGGAUGCUACCGCUUCGCCUGCUGGUGCCUUUGGCGCUAGGGGUACCCCCGGGAUUAUGAGGACUGUCGAGAUUAUGACGAUCCAGAUGGCGAGGCGGUGGGCAUACACUACCUUCCAAGAGUGGAACCCCGAUCCCGAGAUUUGGAUGGCCGCUCAAGCUCUUUACGAGCAAGUCGAUCGUCUCGAGCUCUAUCCUGGUCUUCAAGCCGAGGAUACCAAGCCUCCAGGCCCUGGUGCAGGUCUUUGCCCAGGCUACACCGUCUCUCGUGCCAUCUUGGCCGACGCCAUCGCGUUGACGCGUGGUGACCGCUUCUACACACACGACUUUACCCCCUCCAUCUACACUUCUUGGGGCUUCAAAGACUGCCAACGCAACCCCAGCAACCCAGACAUGAAGAACAACUUGAUUCGUCUCGGCAAGGAAAAGAAGUACUCGUUUGAUCGACCAGCUCCCCUGAACCCGAUCAAGGCCGUCGAGAGUACUCCGGCUAUUUACGAGAUUACUAGCCGUGGUGGGCGUGGGUUCAAAACUAACUAUGGUGCCAAGGCACGCGAGAUUAUUGAUGGUGGAGGAUACUUUGCAUUGUUGGAUGAUAUCCGGGGCGAGGUGCACCGUCGUGCAAUUCAACAGGCCGUGUUCCAUAACAUCGAGCAUACGGCUCCAAUUGCUAGGAAUAUCGAGUCCAAGUUGCGCGCACUCGUUCAUGUCAAGUCGUUCACCCUCGUCGGCACGUCGACGAGGUGCAUUGAUAUCGUCAAGGACGGCCUUCCUUUGAAGACACAUGAUCACCUGAGCGGUACUGUCUUUGAACAACAGGCCGAUCAGAUGUUCAAGGACAUUUACAGCUACAUCUUCCACGAGGUCGACCCGACCUUUGUCCUUAAUCUCAAUGACAUUGUCAAGAAGCACGUCUCCUACCUCAUGCGCUACAUUGAGCCCCAAGUCGGAGAUAGCAACGGAAUCCUUCCCAGCCUCUCGUCCAUCAAGGAGGCGAUCGUCAGCUAUUGGGUCGACCGCCGUGGUGACUGUGGCCGCUUCUAUGACUCGAUCGUUGCCAAUGGGUUCUCCAAGACAGACGUUAUGAAUGACGUUCUUGCCCUUGCCGUCUUGUCCACCGUCGAGCUCUCCCAUCGUACGUUCCGUGACGCCAAUCAUGAGCACCGCGAGAGGAUUGUCGCUGCUGCCUUUGGUGACGAGCACAUUCCCAUGAGCGAGCUUGAGGGAUAUACUGACGUGUCUUUAGGCGAAGCUGUUAGCUCCGUUAGCAACAACAAUAUUCAGAGCGGUGAUCGCGUCUUUGUCAGUCUAAAGAAGGCCAUGGCCGACGAGAAUACCUACCCCAACGUCAAUCAAAUCGUCCUCAACCGCCCCAAGGACCAACGCCUCCUCCUAGGUGAUGGUCUCGUCAAGCUCUUGGGCGAGGACUAUGUCCUCGAAGUUGGACUGCAAUGGCACGCCGCAAUACUACUACCUCGACCACCCCAAGCAAAAGAUUACCUUGUGGCCUAC